GCUCUUCGCGCCCUUCCCAGUGUACAACAGCGCCCUGGCCGGCGUGCCAGCCUCCGCCACGGUGGAGCACAGGCCGCUGCCCAAGGACUACAUGAUGGAGUCCGUGCUGGUGACCCUCUGCUGCUGCCUGCUCACCGGGCUCAUUGCCAUCGUCUACUCCCAUGAGACCCGUGCCGCCCUGAGCAGGGGCGACCUGGCCCAGGCCGAGGAGGCCUCUCGCAAGGCGCGCUCGCUCGUGCUCUUCAGCCUGCUCUUCGGGGUCUUCGUGUCCACCAGCUGGGUCAUCUACGUGGUGGUGGCUCUCUACCUCCCUUGAGGACUAGUGGCUCCUUCGGGGAUGCCAGGAGGCCCAGGGACACCCGACCCGGCCGGACUCUGUGGACUUUUAUGCCUGCUGGUCGCUGUUGCCUACGGAGGGGAGCUAGGGGCAGAAGAGGGUGGGGUUUGUCCAACUGUGGCUGGGCUUCGGCCCCUAUGGGUGGCCUCGGGCGGUGUCCUAAUCUGAGGUGGCCCCCGGGCCCAGGCCCAGCUGUGGGAUGGGGCUCCCAGAGGCCCACGUCUUCGGCGCCUCUCCUGAGGUCUUCCUGGGACUGUGUUGCCUGGGCCCCGUGGCCCUUGCCUUUACUUUACCCCUGGGACACCAUCAGAGGGACCGGAGCUCUCACCGUGCUGAGCCGUCAGGAAGGACGCUGCAAACUCCGGCCUCCCCACCUCCAGCCUAGCUCGGUGAUCGCCGGGCGGAGCUGCGGUGGGGUCAUGGGCAGCUCCUGGCUGGUGGUUCUGCGCCUCUGCCCCAUCCCGGGACAGACUCUCUCAUGCUGUCCCCUUGUCCAGAAAUUGAGGCCCCCAUGUCUGGCCCAUAAAUAAGGCCACCACCCUGGGCAGAACUGCACAGGGCAGCGUUUGGCUGUCGGGCCAGCGGCAUCUGCCAACAGCUGGCUCCCAGCCCGCGCCCGAGAUGCCGUUCGCACACGGGCAGCUCUGGUGGGUGCCCGGGUGUUGCUCACUGUGCGGCCCCCGAGGUGCAAUAUGCUUCUCCCUAGACCGACUUCUCCAGGGGCUUCUUGACCAGAAACUUUCUCCUCGCUGCCUCCUGGCUUCCGCUCACUACCUCUUCCUACGGGCGCGUCAGCUCUGCCCGCUCCAGCUGCGUUUUCUGCUCUCUCUGUCCCUAACUUUAUUGCCCAAAGAUGGAAGAUCAGUUGGGUCCCCAUGUGGUGAGGGUGACUCUGAUUGGGAAGCACUGUCACCAGGUCACCCCAGAGGCUGCUGGACAGCCUACAGAGCUGUCUGUACACUGGUGCCCUUGUCAGACGCCUGGCACCCCAGUCCAGUUGGCUGUGGUCUGAGAACGGCCCCUCAUCUUACCAAGAUUCAAACCGUCUGCAGAGGAGGGUCCCCAGGGAACUCCCAGCGGGGGACUUGUAACUGACAGUCACUGUCGCGGCUUAUCCAGCCCCGAGAACAGUCCUUGCUUUCGGUUUCUUGUUUCUCAAGGAAAUUGGGGCGAUGGCACAACCUGCCCCCUGGAGGCACAGACGGACUCAGUGAGAGAACCCCGGGGUGUCCAGCGCAGGGCUUGGCUUGUGGUGGGCGCCUCGGGAGCGCAGCUGCUGGGUACGGGCGGCAGGAAAUUCUGUUGGGACCUCCACAGCCAAAAGUGAUGGGAGCCUGGGGGGUAAGGGUUUACCAUGAGCUUCGGGACGGCCAGGGCAGACAGGAACCCAUCCAUGGGCGUCUUCCUGGGGAGGAGUCUGGAGCUGUCACCAGAUCCUCAAAUGGGCCUGUGACUUGACAGUUAAAAACCAUGAGCACUGAGAGAGAAGGGGGCCUCCACUGAGCCAUAGAAGAUUGACAGUUCAAGUUGAACUGGGUGCUUUCUGCGCACCCACUGUGUGCUGCUCACAGCCGGAACACCGGGAGCUGACGCACACUGUCCCAUCUCAGCCCUUGAGGUGCCAGGGAACUGGUGAGGAGUGGAUGAGGGUGUAAGUGAUGAGCUACGGUGCUGGGACCCUGACAGGUGGCCUCGCGUUCUGGGCCACAGGGCUGGUCCCGAUUCAGGACGUCAAAAACUAAAACGUAUGGCAGCCACAAAAAAGGUGGAAACAAUUUUUUAGGGAUCAAUAGAUGCCAAAAUGUACUUGGUAGAAUUUAACAGCCGCAGGUGUUCUUACUAAACUCUUAAGUACUUAGACUAGCAUUCCUUAACCUUUAUAUGUGAAAUACCUGGGAAAUCUUAUUAAAAUGCAGACUGAUUUGGUCAAUGAGAGUCUGCAUUUCUAAUGAGCUCCCAGGUGAGUCCUAGAUUGUCUUUUAUCGAUUCAGAGUUCUUUACGCAGCCCAGGUGAGUCCUACAUUAGAUACAGGCACUGGUGUCCUUGUCUGGUUUGGUAUCUGCUGCGGCUGCUACGGGCACGUUAAGUGGGAAAUUAAAACCAUUAAAACCUGUUAUGAUCAGGAUCAACCCAUGGGUGCCCCCUACUGUCUACUACUCCACAUUGUUUCGAGGUUCUAGCUAAUGUAAAAACGAAGUGAAAUCUGUCAUGUGAAAAUUAGGAGACAACUUGAGUUUCUAGCUAGAAUCCCCGAGCCAAUGAAAAAAUCAGGACAAGAGAACUCAGUAAAAUAGUUGGGUACAAAAGAAAUAUACAAUAGUGAAUAGCAACAAUCAGUUAAAAGUGGGAAAUAUUUUAAAUUCCACCCACUAUAGUGAUAAAAACAGUAAAAUCUAGGAGUUAAUAAUGAUCUGGACCCGAGUGAAGAAAACGCUUUUUAAAAAAUUAUCAAAAAACCAAAAACAAAUAAGCUGAACAAAAUAGAUAGGAAGAUGUACUAUUAUAAAAAUAUCUAGUCUCUUUAAAGAAAUUUAAUGAAAUUCCAACAAGAAAACCAAGUUUUUAAAACUAUGACAAAAAUGUUUUUAAAAAUUAACAUGGAAAGGAAACGUAUAAAAACUGCUAAUGACGUUUUUAAAAUGUUGAAUGAGGGUAGAUUUUCCUCACCAGAUAGUAAAACUUACCAUAAAGCUACAAUAACCAAGACAGCGACAGAUCAGUGAAAAAUAACAAAGUCCAGCAAACAUCCUAAGUAUGUAUGGGGAGUUACUAUCUGAUCAAAGAGGCAUUUUAAUGGAGUCAGGGGGGGCUCAUAUGAAGCAGAGUUGCCUGUUUGGUUGGAAAAAAAUAUUUUCGUAUGCAAAAAUCCAGAUGGGUUAACGAAGUACAGUAUAAAGCUCUAGCCCCAGAAGGCAGCUUAGGAGGACACCCAGCUCCAGGGUGCUGGGGAGAACGGAGAGAGGAGAACCAGAGAGGGGAAGCCUGAGGUUUGACUUCAGAAAAGUACAGAUUUAAACCAUGAGUUGAUUUUACUUAUCAGGUUAAGAAAAAAACGAGAAAGCUUGAAUACAUCCACAGGGGAAGGACUGGACACAGAGCCUCGCAUGUGUUACUGGUGGGUAUGCAGCCACAGCCUUUGUGGGAAGUAGACUGAUGGUGUCUUAGUAACAUAUGUAGCAUGUAUUUAUGUGCAUGUAUGUGCAAAGAACACGGACUUCCAAACUGCUGAUAGUGGCGGCCCGGGGACUAGGAGCUGUGCAAUGCGUUGCUGAAUUUAAAAAUAGGAUGUAUUCGUGUGUGCUGUAAUUAAAACACAAGCUGAAAUGUGCACGCCUUUCGACUCAGCAAUUCCAGGUUUAGGAUUCAGCCUGCUGGCCCGAGGCUCCCGCGGUGGAGAGGUAGCUGGGGCGAAUCUGAAACGUUGAGUGCAACAGAAAAAUUCCGAUGAGGUGCAUCCUGACUUCAGAGGUGUUAAAACGUUUGUCAGGGAACUCUAGUGUGGCUUGGGGGUUUCACCUGACAGUGGGAAGGAGCCUGGCCGAGGAAGCUGUGAGCACAUGCACGUUACAGCCCAGUGAGAGGCUGUGGGGCUGCAGCCCACCAGGAGUGGAUGGUGUUCUGGUUGCUCCUCAUACUCAUCCACCCCUGGGAUUUGUCGGUCUUACAAGUUUUAGCACGUCUGGUGGUUAAAACUGGAGUGGCAUUUCGGUGUGGCUUUAACCUGCAUUUCUCUGAUGACUAAUGUUGAGCCUUUUAUCCUAUGUUUAUCGGCUAUUUGGAUAUCUUUUUCUCUGAUGUGCCUGUUCAAGUCUCUUUGAUGCUGGAUUGUCUUUUAUCGAUUCAGAGUUCUUUAUGCAGCCCAGGUGAGUCGUACAUUAGAUGCAGGCACUGGUGUCCUUGUCUGGUUUGGUAUCUGGCAACGCUGGUUUUGUAAAAUGAGUUUGGAAGUGUUCUCUCCUCAUCUACAUUUUGGAAGAGUUUAAGAAUUGAUUGUAAUUCUUCGCUGACUGAUAGAAUUCAUCAGGCAAGCCGUCUGGUUCUAGAUCUUGUUGGAAGGCUGAUUACUGAUUCAAUCUCCUUACAAGCAAUUGGUCUGUUCAGAUUUUCUAUUUCUUCAUGAUCGUUUUGGUAGCUGUAGGUUUCUAGGAAUUGAUCCAUUCCUUCUAGGUUGUCAAAUUCGUUGGUGUAUAGUUGUUCAUCGUGGACUCACGGUCCUUCGCAUUUCUGUGGUAUCUGUUGUACCAUCUCUUUCAUUUCUGAUUUUGAGGUGUUUUUUUUUUGUGAAUCUAAAGAUUUGCCAAUUUUAUUUUUUCAAAGAAUCAGCUCUUCAUCUCAUCGAUCCUUCCUAUUGCCUUUUUAGUCUCCAUUUUAUUUAUUUCCAUUUCCGAUCUUUAUUUCCUUCUCCUAGUAACUUUGGGCUUUGUUCUUUUUCUAGUUCCUUAAGGUGUAAAGUUAGGCUGUUUGAGAUUUUUGUUUCUUGAUGUAGCGAGGCAUUUAUUGCUAUGAACUUCUCUCUUAGAACUGCUUUUGCUGCAUCCCGUAAGUGUUAGCAUGUUGUAUUUCCGUUCUCACUUAUCUCAAGGUAUUUUCUGAUCUCUUGGUUUCCUCUUUGACCCAUUGGUCGUCCAGUUGCAUGUUGUUUAAUCUCCACCUAUUGUGAAUUUUCCAGUUUUCCUGUGAUCGCUUUCUAGUUUCAGACCGUCGUGUCGGAAAAGAUGGACAAUGUGACUUCAGUCUUCUUAAAUUUAGUAAGAUCUGUUUUGUGGCCCAACACAGGAUUUAUCCUAGAGGAUGUUCCCUGUGUGCUUGAGAAGGUGUUGGUUUGGGAUGGAAUGUUCUGUAUAUCUGUUAAGUGCACACGGCACAAAGUAUUAUUUAAGGAUGUUUCCUUAUUGACUUUUCUGUCUGGAUGCUGUAAGUGGUGUAGCAGAGUUCUUUACUUUGACUGUAUUGCUGUCUGUUUCUCCCUUUAGAUGUUAGUAUUUGCUUUCUAAAUUUAGGUGCUCCAAUGUUGGGUACAUAAACAUUUACAAAUGUUAUAUUCUCUUGUUGGAUUGUCAUUUUUUUCUACACAUCUUUUGUUGGGUUUAUUCCUAGUAUCUUAAGACUUUGUGACACCAGUAUAAAUGGGAUCCUUUAAGAAUUGUUUUCUAAUUUUUGAUUGUAUGUAGGAACAUGUUUCAUUUUUUAUCUGAUUGUACAUCCAACCAUCUCUUAGAUUCUCUCAGAAAUCUCAGAGUUUCCGUGCUGCCUUGGCUAGGAUCUCCGGUACAGCAGCAGACAGGUCGUUAGUGGGAUCCUUACCUCAUUCUGAUUUUAAAGGGGCCGCUUUGAAUAUUUCACCGCUAAGUAUAAUCUGGCGUAGGAUUUUGGAGGGUAACAUAAGAUUAAGGGAGUUUUUCGCUUUCUGGUUAGAAAUUGUGAAUGGCUGUCGCGUUUCUUAACAGAGGCCUUCCUGACAUGACAUGGUGUCUGUGAACAUGGUGCCUUCAGGAGAGGCUAGGCCGCGUUGUGGAACGUUAUAAACCCUGAAGUCCCAAUAGCUUAGCACAAGUUCAUUUUUCAUUCAGGUAGAGUCCAGUGUGGGAAAGUGGGAGUGGUCCCUGUCUGGGCUUCCUCUGCUUGGGACUCUGUCAACCCCUGGAAUCUGCGUCAUGGUGGGGACAGAGCAUGGAAGUGGCACACUCAUUCUCAAGUCCCCAGCCCGAAGUGACACUUACCUGCUCCUCAGAUCUCACGGGCCGGGCCUACCUGGAAGGGGCUGGGAAGUGGUCUUCCUUGCACUUAGGAAGGAGCAGCACACUAGAUGGGGGCGCCCCGCCCACAUCCGGGUCUAGCAUACAGGGUCAAGUGCGCUCACCAGCUUACUGACGCCUCUCAUCCCGACUUGGUCGGGGCGUAUUGGGGUUGCUAAGAUACUUGAGUUUUUGCAUUGUCAUUUGCCUGUAAUUAUCUUGCACUGUCUGGGUUUGGCGUCAAGGUCGUAUUCUGCUCGUAAGUGGGGUUGAGACGUCUUCCCAUCUGUUCUUGGUGUUUGUGGAAGGCUGAAGUUAUCUGCUUCGCAUAAAUUACCUGCUAAGCCUG
Messenger RNA from Pteropus alecto (black flying fox), 6422 nucleotides. RefSeq names its product proline rich transmembrane protein 1B (gene PRRT1B). The coding region runs from base 92 to 316 and encodes 74 amino acids. The transcript is spliced from 3 exons. Gene Ontology annotation, cellular component: membrane. NCBI's taxonomy places the organism in Eukaryota, Metazoa, Chordata, Mammalia, Chiroptera, Pteropodidae. The record is from RefSeq and is a predicted model, not a curated record.